CCCGGGACUGCAGUGAGCAGACGCGGGUCGCGCUUCGGGGGAGCGGCGGGGGCUGGCCCUUGCCCGGGGGGGUCCUCGCGGGCUGCAGACUGACGCUGACUCUGGUGCCCGCGGGCCACGGGGUCCCCGAUUCGUCCUUCUUGCAGCUGCCGGCCCCCCGGGGUGGCCCCGCGCCCAGCUGUCCCCGGAGCCGGGGCUCUCCUUUCCCGGAAGCUGGUGCCAUUCCCUUGCCCACCAUGAGCCUGGAGAUUCAGUGUGAGGAUCUGAGCAGCGCCCGCUGGACGGAGCUCCUUCCGUCUAUGCAGCAGUAUGGCGUCAUCAGGCUCGAUGACUGUGGCCUUACGAGUGCCAUGUGUGCCAGCAUCAGCUCUGUGCUGCAGGCCAACUCAUCCCUGACAGAACUCAGCCUGGCCAAUAAUGAGCUGGGAGAUGCGGGGGCCCAGUUGGUACUGAAGGGCCUACAGAAUCCCACCUGCAAGAUACAGAAACUCAAUCUGCAGAAUUGCAACAUCACAUGCACCGGCUGUGAACUGAUCCCAGCCUUGCUCCAGACAAAGUCCUCCCUGAUAGACCUUCAACUAAGCGACAACCACCUGGGUGAUGAAGGCAUGAAGCUGCUGUGUGAAGGCCUGAUGGACCCCAGGUGCAGCCUGCAGAGGCUAGAGCUGGAAUACUGUGAGUUCACUACAGCCAGUUGCGAAGCUCUGUCGGCCGUGCUGAAGACCAGGAGCUCCCUUCGGGAGCUGAACCUCAACAACAAUGAUGUGGGGGAGAUGGGUGUGACCCUUCUCUGCCAAGGACUGAUGGACCCCAACUGUGAGCUACAGGUCUUGAAGCUAGAGGGCUGCGGAGUCAUCUCUGCCAAUUGCAAGGACCUCAGUACCAUCUUGCAAACCAAGGAAUCUAUGCAGGAGCUGUGCCUGGGAGAAAACAAGAUUGGAGAUGCAGGGUUGGAGCAGCUGUGCCAGGGGAUCCUGAGCCCAGCCUGCAACCUGAAGACCUUGUGGCUUUGGGAGUGUGACAUCACAGCCGCAGGCUGCAGGGCCCUUGCCCAGGUCCUCAAGAGCAAAUCCUGCUUGACAAAGCUGAGUCUGAUCUGUAACCAGCUGGCUGAUGAAGGGGCCGAGCUGCUGUGCCAGGCGCUGCUGGACCCUGGCUGCCAGCUGGAGGAGCUGUGGCUGAGGACAUGUGGCUUCACGGUAGCCAGCUGUGCCAGCUUCUGCACUGUCCUGGAGAAGAAUCGGACCCUGAAGGAGCUGCAGCUGAGCACCAACAUGUUGGAGGAUGCAGGCAUCGAGCAAAUGAGCAAGGGGCUUAUGCACCCUGACUGCCCGGUCCAGAGUCUCUGGCUGGGUGAUUGUGAACUCUCCAAUGACUGCUGUGAGACCCUGGCUUCCGUCCUCCUCACCAACCAUACCCUGAAGGAGCUGGACCUCAGCAACAACAGGAUGGGUGACCUGGGCAUCAGGCAGCUGGUGGCCAGCCUCAGGCAGCCCAACUGCACCUUGGAGCAGCUGGUCCUGUUUGACAUUUAUUGGACAGAGGAGGUGGACAAUGAACUGAAGGCCCUCCAGGAAGCCAAACCCAGCCUACGCAUCACGUCUUGAGGGGCUGGGCGGCCCUGUCCCCACUAACCUGCUGCUCCUUGGGUCAGAGGCCCAGGAGGAGGAGGGCCAGUGCUGGCCACACUGUCCCCUGGGGAUGCUGAGGGCCUUGGGGGGCUCCCACCUGGCUAAUCUUUAGACUCUCAGUUGAGCUAUGGUUUUGAUGGCUGCCUCAAGAGAGGUACCAGGCACUUUCAAUCUCCUUUUUCUGCCCCAGACACCGGAAACACUUCGUACUUUAAAUAAAGCAUCUUUUGGACCUAGUGUGA
Messenger RNA from Trichosurus vulpecula (common brushtail), 1873 nucleotides. It is a transcript of the gene RNH1, whose product is annotated as ribonuclease/angiogenin inhibitor 1. The record is from RefSeq and is a predicted model, not a curated record. Gene Ontology annotation, cellular component: cytoplasm. NCBI's taxonomy places the organism in Eukaryota, Metazoa, Chordata, Mammalia, Diprotodontia, Phalangeridae. The transcript is spliced from 10 exons. Bases 237 to 1607 code for a protein of 456 amino acids. Gene Ontology annotation, molecular function: protein binding.